This is a messenger RNA of Coccinella septempunctata (seven-spotted ladybird), 1960 nucleotides long. RefSeq names its product orexin receptor type 1-like. The transcript is spliced from 8 exons. The record is from RefSeq and is a predicted model, not a curated record. Gene Ontology annotation, biological process: G protein-coupled receptor signaling pathway. Bases 424 to 1839 code for a protein of 471 amino acids. Gene Ontology annotation, cellular component: membrane. NCBI's taxonomy places the organism in Eukaryota, Metazoa, Arthropoda, Insecta, Coleoptera, Coccinellidae. Gene Ontology annotation, molecular function: neuropeptide Y receptor activity.
GGGGGCCUUCAUCGCACGGCCCGCUUGCGGCCCAGUCUCCAUCCGCAAUCCUCUCAAAUCGGCAGGACCACGUGGAGCGACACCGGAACCAAGGAGCGCGCCCGCUGGCGAACCCUCCGAAGGAGUUCGCGAAGAAUUUUUGCCCCGGACCGUUUGAAGCGUCCAUCUAGGGCCACAUCAGAACGUCGUAUUUAGUAGAAUAGGACGUUUGUUGAUUGUUUCGUUCAUGGGCAAUGCCAACAAACAUAAAUAGAGAAACGUGCCUAGGUAUUUCGAGUGUCAACUCGGAUUUUACGCGAGUUUGUUCGGAAAGCGGUGGAAAAAUUCUUGGUGCUUUUCUCGAGCUGUCAAACGCGCUGUUUCGGUUUUUCUGCAGUGUUCACGGAAACCUUGGUAUUCGAUGAUUGAAAUGGGAAUGCUCUAAUGAAUGCUGUCAUGAGAUUUGAACCUCGAAAAUUACCUCUCUUGUGGUUUCUAUCCAGCUCAGUGGUUGCUGAAACCAUUCUUCACUCCGACAGCCACAAAGACGUUCAAAGAGUGAAAGACGACCACUCCUAUUCACUAUACAGGACGUACACGAACUCAGGUGACGAGACCAACCCGUCCGACCAGCCAACAGAUCAAGAUUACGAUCUAGUCCUACAGGACUAUCUGGACAGUUCAGAGGGAUCUGCAGUUGGGGUCAUCCAGGACCAGAAUGACACAUCAGACGGUGGCAAUUACAACUACACGUACAACUUGGAGGAGAUCGAGCAAUACAUCUUCCCGAAGACGUGGACUUGGUUCUUGAUCUUUUUCCACGGCAUAGUGUUCAUCGUAGGCAUAGUGGGUAACUUUCUGGUAUGCGUGGCCGUGUACAGGAACCAUACGAUGAGGACCGUAACGAAUUAUUUCAUCGUGAAUCUUGCGGUCGCUGACUUUUUGGUGAUAUUGUUCUGUUUGCCGCCUUCGGUGGUUUGGGACGUGACUAUGACGUGGUUUUUUGGAGUGAUCAUGUGUAAGACUGUGCUCUAUUUUCAGAGCGUCUCCGUGACGGUGAGCGUCCUCACCCUCACCUUCAUUUCCAUAGAUCGCUGGUACGCUAUUUGCUUCCCUUUGAAAUUCAAAUCGACUACAGGAAGGGCCAAAACCGCCAUCGGCAUCAUCUGGAUGCUGUCACUUUCGACCUCACUGCCAGAGAUGAUUUACUCGACCACUAAACCAAGGGAAGGCUUGGGCUUCGAGACCGUUUAUUUCACGCAGUGCAAACCCAGUUGGUCCAUACAAACAGACACUUAUUUCACCAUCGUCAGGAUGAUUUUUUCCUAUGCGUUUCCGCUUCUUUUCAUGUCAGUGGCCUACAUCCAGAUCAUAAAGGUGUUGUGGAAGUCUGGUACUAUUCCACAUCAAGUUAUAGAUGUCUCAGGUAGGCAUGUCAAUUCCUUCGCAAUGAACAUGAACGCAAGUACUGAAGGGCAGCUGAAGAGCAGAAAGAAAGCAGCUAAGAUGUUAGUAGUCGUGGUAGCUAUGUUUGCCAUUUGCUACUUUCCAGUGCAUCUGCUUUCUCUCCUUAGGUUGACAGUGGAGCUGAGGAACAGCGAGGCCAACAGGGCGGUUGCGAUGAUCUCCCACUGGCUCUGCUACGCCAAUAGUGCUGUAAAUCCCAUCAUAUAUAACUUCAUGAGCGGGAAAUUCCGGAAAGAGUUUCAAUCGUCGUUUUCGAAAUGCAGCGCCAACGAGCACUCGGAAGGAAACGGCAGGACCAGCACGUACAUCUAUAGGUAUACAGCGAACAGGCAGAGCACCAGGUCCAGGACGGAGAUAAUCCCUUUGAACAAUAUCCACACCAAGAUCAACUGAAAUUUAUCACGAGAAUAACUGUACGCGACAGUUCAUUUUUAAUGAGAUGUUCGGGAACAAAUAAUAGAGGGUGAAAAAUCCCUUUUGCCACACACUUUCGAUGGAGCUUGCCUUUUUUAUC